AGAGGGGCAGGGGCAGGUCCUGCAUAGGCCCAGGCCUCACCUCCGCCCUGACCCCUCCCCACCUGCAGUCUUUGCCUUCCUCAGCUCUUCUUCCCAGACAGGCUGGGCGGCUGCUGACCCCGCCAGCUCUGGCACCCUCUCCUCAGGGUGGCCGCUGCCACCCCAGCUCAGACAGAGGGCCAUGGCCUGGGAGGCCCCAUACCUGCUGCCCCUUGUCCUGCUGCUGCUCCUGGCCUCAGGCUCCUGGGAACAGCAGCCACUGCUGCUGCAGAAACUGGAAGGGGAGGAAGUCUCCAUAAGGUGCGAUUAUCCAGUCCAGCAAGAUUGGACGAGGAAAACCUGGUGCAGAGUAACAUCACCAGGAACUUGUACCUUAUUAGUCACAAAUCCCAGGCUCGGCCGUGACCCUGGAAACCCACGAUACAUCAUCAGGGAUUACCCCGGAGAGAGGUACUUCACCGUCACCAUGACUGCGCUGGCAGAGCAGGACUCGGGCUUGUAUUCGUGUGGAUUCUAUGACUCUUCCCGGAUCAACAUUCUCAGAACCAUCCGUCUGGUGGUCUCUCAGGCCCUCACACAAGCCUCGAGUGUUACUGCACAAGUCCCACCAACCAGCCGCGGAGGACAGGAGCUGAGCCUGCCGCCUGGCCGGGCCCUUUCCGAGCUGCAGGUGAUGGCUAUUGUUCUGACUUGCGGAUUCGUCCUGAACAAGGGCCUGGUGUUCUCAGUCCUGUUUGUCCUUCUCCGGAAAGCCAGGGCCUCAGGCGAGCCAAACCCAGGGGAGCAGCAAAGUCACCCUUUCAGGAGCUGACGGGCAUGCCUUCCUCCCCUAGCAAACAUCACAUCCUCUCUCUGUUCCCCAAACGAACAAACAAAUAAACUGAUCUCUCAGGGAAGAAAAAGGCUUCAGAAACUUCUUUUGUGAGGUCUCUGCCCAGCCCUUUUCUUACUGAGAGAAACGUACUGAGCAGAAAGUGUGGGGAGCUGGGAGGAAGGAGACCCACUGAACUAAUCAGAGGCCCAAGAAAAUGGCAAACUAUCUU
Messenger RNA from Myotis daubentonii (Daubenton's bat), 1043 nucleotides. RefSeq names its product triggering receptor expressed on myeloid cells 3-like. The record is from RefSeq and is a predicted model, not a curated record. NCBI's taxonomy places the organism in Eukaryota, Metazoa, Chordata, Mammalia, Chiroptera, Vespertilionidae. Gene Ontology annotation, molecular function: signaling receptor activity. Gene Ontology annotation, cellular component: cell surface.